AUGGAUAACAAUAUAAGCAGCCAUAUCGAUAUGUCGAAGCUGACCGAAUCGACGAAAGGACUUUUGACCACGUUUGAAAACGCUAAUGCUAGCGUUAUGGCUACGGCACUAUAUUCUGGAAAAUUUAAAAAACUAAAUGAACCUGUUCGACUCGUUGAAUGUGAAACGCAAGCAAGUGCAGAAUCCGCCUCCAUCAGUCCCAACGGAAUGCACGAUUUGUCCGAGGAGGACAUGUCCGAAUUUUCCUCGAACGAAAGCGAUGGAUUUGAUGAGCUGGAUCUCAGGAAUCCCGGACACACGAACAAGAACGAGGAAGAUUCUUCGGAUCCAAAUCAAAGCAGUUCAAGCUGUGGCACUCUGCUCCCAGUGAUGCCGGUGCUUAAUCUCUCCGGCACAAAGCUGGGUAUAGGAGGAUCCGGUGUAAAUGGUACUGGUGCGGUGGUGCGUAAAAUGUUUACGAACACCAGGGAACGUUGGCGACAGCAAAACGUGUCCGGUGCAUUUGCAGAGCUGCGAAAACUUGUCCCAACUCAUCCACCGGACAAGAAGUUGUCGAAAAAUGAAAUUCUUCGCAUGGCGAUCCGGUACAUACGACUUCUUUCGAACGUACUCGAAUGGCAGAAAAAACAGGAAUCUUCCGAUCGAGCACCGUUUAAGCAGCAUCAUCAAAUUUCUCUCCAAACGCAGCAACACCAAAGCUCCAACAACGAGAAUCAUUUCUCUGGAAACUACAGAGAAAAUGGAACCAACCUCUUGAUGAUUGUAGGUCCGAAACAUUUUUCCAAAACUUCGAGCGCACGUGCUAUUAAAAUGGAAUCAAAAGUGGUUGAGUGUGGAGAAGGUGAGAAAACAAACACCGGAACCAAACCAUCCCCGUCGGGGAGAGUAGUAAAAUCUAGUACGUUCGGUGGAACAAAACACCGUCGCAAAACUACAAACAAUACAUCCCAAUAUGCAGGUGCAUCUUCGAAUGGGUCCAACAGUAUCGUCGGCAACGUACGGCCCGGUUUGCAUGUUAAGUCCAAUCUUAUGCUUAUGUCCCAGCCAUAUGAAAUUAUGCCGGCAAUGAUUGAGAGUGAAAUAAAACGGGAAUUAAACCUCCACGGCCAAUGUUACCGUCCGGACGGAGGGCAAGAAUGUGCGAGAGGUGAAACCAGUGUGUUGAAUAGGUCGAACGAAAAAGGAUGCGACAAACGUGAAAGGUCAGCCUAA
Molecule: messenger RNA, 1212 nt
Organism: Anopheles coustani
Lineage: Eukaryota; Metazoa; Arthropoda; Insecta; Diptera; Culicidae
Gene: HLH3B
Exons: 2
Coding region: 1-1212 (403 amino acids)
Biological process (GO): regulation of transcription by RNA polymerase II
Molecular function (GO): DNA-binding transcription factor activity, RNA polymerase II-specific; protein dimerization activity; RNA polymerase II cis-regulatory region sequence-specific DNA binding
Source: RefSeq, a predicted model, not a curated record